GGGGAGGCUGAUGUGUGUAUUUGCAUGAUAACUGGUGGGAGGUACAGUUUUGUAGGGGGGAGUGUGUGAUAUAGUCAAGGACAUAUAAUGCUGGCAAACACGGUCUCACUAAACUGAACAUAUUAGAUCAUUGUUUCUGCAGGACACAAGUUGUUGUGAGCCUUUUUAAUAAGUCUGAAGGAUGGCUGCUGCCCAUGCUGAGGUGUGUGUUUGGAAUGAACCGUGGCAGCAAGUUUUUCGGGUCUAUGGAGGAUGGGUGUGUAACACACUCAUGGAAGGUUCUUGUGCAGACAGAACUCCUCUCCAUGAUGCAGCUUUGCAGGGCCGGCUACUCUCACUUAAGAAACUACUAUCUCAGGGGAUGCAUGUUGGUGUGGCCACGCUCGAUGGCAUCACUCCCUUACAUGAGGCCUGUCUAGGGGGCCAUUUUGCCUGUGCUAAACUGCUGCUGGAACAUGGAGCUGAUGCUAAUGCUGUGUCUGUCGACGGAGCCACGCCUCUCUUCAAUUCAUGCCUCAGUGGUAACACUGCCCUCCUCCAGGUCCUUCUAAAGCAUAGCUCUGUCCAUCACCCAGCUCAUCUGCGUAAUUCACCCAUCCACGUUGCUGCAAAGCAAGGUCACACAGCUUGUGUGGAGUUGCUGCUGUCUUAUGGGAUGGAUGCUGAUAUGGAGCUGGAUGAAGCAGGCACACCGCUUUACUGUGCAUGUGAAACCAGGAGCACAGAGUGUGUACAGAGGCUUCUGAUCUUGGGUGCUGAUGUGCAGUGUGGGCGUGGCCUUGACACACCACUGCAUGCUGCAGUUCGAGUGGGUGGAUCCAAGGAGGUGGCACUGUUGCUUGAACAUGGGGCUGAUGUGAAAUGUAGGAAUUCAGAAGGCAAGACACCUCUGGACCUGGCUACAGAUAACGGUAUCCAGCAUCUACUGCAGACAGCAGGUCCACGGUCUCUUUCACAAAUGAGCCGGUUGUGCAUUCGUCGUUCCUUAGGCCAAAAAAGACUGAACAGAGCCAGAGUUCUCCAAUUACCACACAUUCUACACAAUUAUAUUCUAUAUCAAUAACAUACAGACACACACUUCAUGUUUACUGCACCAACUACACAGAUUACACAAUUAUUUACACAUGCACACAUCUUUAGGAACUAGCUUUCUGAAUCUGGAAAUAUUUUGCUGUAAAUAAAUUCUUUAUAUUCAACUAA
Messenger RNA from Pangasianodon hypophthalmus (striped catfish), 1200 nucleotides. RefSeq names its product ankyrin repeat and SOCS box containing 11 (gene asb11). Lineage: Eukaryota; Metazoa; Chordata; Actinopteri; Siluriformes; Pangasiidae. Gene Ontology annotation, molecular function: protein binding. The record is from RefSeq and is a predicted model, not a curated record. Bases 182 to 1063 code for a protein of 293 amino acids. Gene Ontology annotation, biological process: protein ubiquitination; positive regulation of protein catabolic process. The transcript has 7 exons.